Molecule: messenger RNA, 840 nt
Organism: Physeter macrocephalus (sperm whale)
Lineage: Eukaryota; Metazoa; Chordata; Mammalia; Artiodactyla; Physeteridae
Product: N-acylneuraminate-9-phosphatase
Exons: 2
Biological process (GO): N-acetylneuraminate biosynthetic process; dephosphorylation
Molecular function (GO): N-acylneuraminate-9-phosphatase activity
Source: RefSeq, a predicted model, not a curated record
GUGAUAAAGCUCUUACAAUCAAAAUACCAUUACAAAGAAGAGGCUGAAAUCAUCUGUAACAAAGUUCAAGUUAAACUCAGCAAGGAAUGUUUUCAUCCUAAAAGCUGCAUUACUGACCUCAGGACUUCACACUGGGAAGAAGCAAUCCAGGAAACAAAAGGUGGUGCGGCCAAUAGGAAAUUAGCUGAAGAAUGUUAUUUCCUGUGGAAAUCUACACGUUUACAGCAUAUGACACUAGCAGAAGAUGUCAAAGCCAUGCUCACUGAACUUCGAAAGGAGGUCCGCCUACUUUUAUUAACAAAUGGAGAACAACAGACCCAGAGGGAGAAGAUCAAGGCUUGUGCCUGUCAGUCCUAUUUUGACGCUAUUGUUGUAGGUGGAGAGCAGAAAGAGGAGAAACCGGCACCUUCCAUAUUUUAUUACUCCUGUGAUCUCCUUGGAGUACAGCCUGGGGACUGUGUGAUGGUUGGUGACACACUAGAAACCGAUAUACAAGGAGGCCUCAAUGCAGGACUGAAGGCAACAGUCUGGAUAAAUAAAAAUGGAAUGGUGCCAUUGAAGUCAUCCCCCAGGCCGCAUUUUAUAGUUUCUUCUGUGCUAGAGUUACCUGCUCUCUUACAAAGUAUAGACUGCAAAGUCAGUGUGUCUGCUUAAAGCACAGAAAAGGCAACCCGCCUGCCCUAAAGGCCUCUGCUGUCAGCAGUUUCCUGGGUAUCUGCGUAUAUAGGUAGGUAUGAGUAUAUAGAAUUCCUCUGAUUCAGGCAGGUUUUUAUUCCUGUUUUUCAGUUUUAGGAGGCAAUGAUCUUGCUAAGAAACUGAUUAAAAAAGUCAUGAAUCUUC